GUUAGGGCUCCAGCUCGGGCCCUGCACCUGUAACUCCGCGGCGGCGACGCUGGUCCAGCUCUGCCCCGCGCGCUGCCCCAUGGCCCCGUCCCGGCUGCAGCUCGGCCUCCGUGCCGCCUACUCCGGCAUCAGCUCGGUGGCCGGCUUCUCCAUCUUCUUCGUCUGGACCGUGGUCUACCGACAGCCAGGAACUGCGGCAAUGGGGGGCCUCGCAGGUGUCCUGGCACUCUGGGUCUUGGUGACUCAUGUGAUGUACAUGCAGGAUUACUGGAGGACCUGGCUCAAAGGGCUGCGAGGCUUCUUCUUCGUGGGUGUCCUCUUCUCAGCUGUCUCGGUCUCAGCUUUCUGCACCUUCCUGGCAUUGGCCAUCACCCAGCACCAGAGUCUCAAAGACCCGAUCAGCUACUACCUCUCCUGUGUCUGGAGCUUCAUCUCCCUCAAAUGGGCCUUCCUACUCAGCCUCUAUGCCCACCGGUACCGGGCCGACUUUGCUGAUAUCAGCAUCCUCAGUGAUUUCUGACCCAGGGAAUGAGGUCACUCCAGCCUGGGGUGGGGGUGAGGGCUCAGGACCUAUACUCAGCUUCUGAGUUAGCAAGUGAGCCUGCCUUAAACCCUGGGGACUCCAGAACCAUGGCAGAGCAUAGACAGCGGGCCAGUUCAGUUCCCCCAGAAAGCCAUCUGGUCCCCUUUCUGGAGAAGACAGAACUGUGGAAGGGGCGCUGCCAACCUGCCCAUUAGCCUGGCUGGAGGGCAGCUUAGCUUUUUCCAGAUGGAUCUAUUUUCUUAGCACGCUGAGGAACCUUUGUAAGUAGGGCCAUGAUAAUGAACUCAAGGUGGUAAGGGUUAGGAUUGUGAGGUCUAAACAUAUGGCUAGUGCCAGGGACAGGGUUCCUUGCUGCCCCAGGCUUCAUUAAAGCACGCGUGUAUGUA
This is a messenger RNA of Phodopus roborovskii (desert hamster), 930 nucleotides long. RefSeq names its product solute carrier family 48 member 1 (gene Slc48a1). Gene Ontology annotation, molecular function: heme binding; heme transmembrane transporter activity. Gene Ontology annotation, cellular component: lysosomal membrane; plasma membrane. Gene Ontology annotation, biological process: heme transport. The record is from RefSeq and is a predicted model, not a curated record. The transcript is spliced from 3 exons. The coding region runs from base 80 to 520 and encodes 146 amino acids. NCBI's taxonomy places the organism in Eukaryota, Metazoa, Chordata, Mammalia, Rodentia, Cricetidae.